GCUUGUUAGUGUUCCGCAAAUCCACAGCGGGAUCACCCGCACAACCGGGACACGAUCCCUAAACGCACAUACGAUAACACAGAGCCGCCUACAGGGUAGCUACGAUACAAACAGUUUCGCAAUUCACCAAAUGGUUUUUUAACGAAGCUAUUUUUGAAUUUAGUUCUUUUAUUAAAAGUGUAAUCUUCGUGUUGUAUUUUUAUGAUGUUGCGGAUUUUGUUCGGGUUUUAAAUAGUAGAAUUGUAUUUGUGCGGUCCGCGUUUGAAUUUGGAAGGCGAUUUUCGGGAAAGUUCGCGAUUUUCCGGGGGUGUUCGUGCGCUCUCGGAGGACUGAUUCGGGGUGCGUGUCGUGAUUCGAGAUUCGGUCGGACGAGUUAAACGCGGCGGCGGGCGGGUACACGGGCUCGCCGUGGCCGCCGCUGGAGCUCGACCCCGUGGGAUGGGGACGGAAACUGUAUCCAUCGGGAGCGCCCAGGUCAUCAGGCGGACUGAUGUUUGGGCUGCAUCAUCAGGAGGCUGCGGGCGGCCUCCACGCACAGCCGCGAGGGCCCGUCACCUCACUCAAGGAGGAACCUCUCACCAGGGCUUGGAUGACACCAAGCUCGCUAGUUGACAAUACGAAUAGCGUGGGUGUCGGCCGGGCUCAUUUCGAAAAGCAACCACCGAGUAACCUGCGCAAGAGCAACUUCUUCCACUUCGUGGUUGCUCUGUAUGACCGCGCCGGUCAACCGGUCGAAAUCGAACGAACUGCCUUCAUCGGAUUCAUUGAAAAAGACCAGGAACCUGAAGGUCAGAAGACAAACAACGGCAUCCAAUAUAGACUGCAAUUACUUUAUGCAAAUGGUAUUCGACAAGAACAAGAUAUAUUUGUCAGGCUCAUCGAUUCAGUAACGAAACAGUUCUACAACGAUUUAAAAACAUUCCAAAUUCAAACUGCCGAGUCCCUUUGUCAAUCGGUGCGCAGAGAAAGUUGGAGGUACCCGCCACGCGCCACCCACGCGGCAGACACGCGGCUGAUUGUCGUCACCGACGCCCGAUUAGGCCCUAAUCCGCACGCCCCCUGGUCAACUGAAAUGCAUUGCGUUUGA
Messenger RNA from Manduca sexta (tobacco hornworm), 1087 nucleotides. RefSeq names its product transcription factor collier-like. Gene Ontology annotation, molecular function: DNA-binding transcription factor activity, RNA polymerase II-specific; RNA polymerase II cis-regulatory region sequence-specific DNA binding. Gene Ontology annotation, biological process: regulation of transcription by RNA polymerase II. The transcript has 6 exons. The record is from RefSeq and is a predicted model, not a curated record. Bases 491 to 1087 code for a protein of 198 amino acids. Lineage: Eukaryota; Metazoa; Arthropoda; Insecta; Lepidoptera; Sphingidae.